GCGGGAGUUGGCGCGAAGGCGGGAGCAUGGAGCCGGGAGCGUCCCGCUAGGCACGGGGAGCGUCCCGCCGGGCACAGCGACCGCGCCGCCGCCGCCACCAUGGAUAUCCGGAAAUUCUUUGGUGUUAUACCUCCUGGAAAGCGACAAGAGUGUGAGACUGUGAAAAGGAGUGAAAAAAUUAGAAAUGGUGAAGGACCCUCAGGUGGGAAGAAAAGGGAAAAGGAGACUAAGGUGAAUAGUUCACCCAGUGAAGAUGAUUCCAAACAGAAGCGGACGAAAAAGAAGAGAAGAAUAAUCUAUGAUUCAGAUUCAGAAGAGGAGGUGCAGUCAGUGAAAAAAUCCAAGAAGUCACCUGAGAAAAAAGCAGCUGCUUCAAAACCUGGUAAAGUUCUAAAGCGGGAUCCUGUUGUUUAUAUUUCAGAGACAGAUGAAGAUGAUGAUUUUGCCAAUAAAAGAGUUUCCCUGAAACCGAAGGAGAACGGGACGUCAGGGGUUGGUUGUCCAGGAACAAAUAGUGUGAAAAAAGAGGAGGUAAAACCACAAGCUAAAAGCAAGCCCCUCUCUCCAGUGAAACAAACUCCCACCUCUGCACUUGAUUUCUUUGGGACAAGGAGUGUCCAACGCUCAGAAAAGAAGCUGGUAGCAAGUAAAAGGAAAGAGCUUUCACAGAGCAGAGACAGCACACUAGAUGAUGAGGCCAUUGCUAGGCAACUGCAGCUUGAAGAAGAUUCAGAGCUGGAGAGACAGCUGCAUGAUGAUGAAGAAUUUGCUAGAACUCUGGCCAUGUUGGAUGAAACACCACAGAAGAAAAAGGCUCGGAAAAACACAGAAGGAGAGCAAACAGGACAGAGCAUCAACAGCAGCCCUAAUGCAACAGCAGGGUCCAGGCAGUCAGAAAGAGUAAAAGCAACAGACUCAGCUGGUGCAGCCAUGAAUUACUCUGCGAAGCCACAAACUAAAUCUGAACAGUUGAAAGGUUCUUGUUUACCCCCACAAUCAUCUAAUGGUAGAAAAGAAGAGAUUGCUGAAAAGGAAAGAGGUGCUCAAAAUUCACUAUCAAGAGGAAAAGCAGCUUCAGGGAAAGAAGAGAAGACAACACCAAAGAAGGAGAAAGUUUCUCCCAAGAAGACUGAGUCUAUAAGUCCUGAGGACUCUGAAAAGAAGCGAAACAAUUACCAAGCUUACCGAAGCUUCCUUAAUCGUGAGGGUCCCAAAGCACUGGGCUCCAAAGAGAUACCUCAGGGAGCUGAGAACUGCUUGGAGGGGCUGACAUUUGUAAUUACGGGAGUUCUGGAGUGCAUUGAGAGGGAUGAGGCCAAGUCUCUGAUUGAGCGUUACGGGGGAAAGGUGACCGGCAAUGUCAGCAAGAAGACAAAUUACCUGGUGAUGGGCCGGGACUGCGGCCAGGCCAAGUGUGAGAAGGCAUCAGCUUUAGGAACAAAAAUUAUUGAUGAGGAUGGUCUGUUUGAUCUUAUUCGAACUAUGCCAGGCAAAAAGUCAAAAUACGAGCUGGCAGCUGAAACAGAGGCAAAGAAAGUGGAGACAAAACCCAAAAAGACACCAGAGAAAGCUGAGGCUGGGAAAAGGAAUUUUAGCCCCUACAAAAGGGAAGCUAAUAAUAAAAAAUACAAGUCUACUCCUGAAAAAGGAGAAACCAUCAGAUCUGUCAAGAAAGAAACCACUGCUGUUCGAAAACUUACGGACUUCAAACGUCAGACUGUAGAGGAGAAAGAAGCCCCAAAACCUAAGGGGAACUUGGUUUCUGAGGUUAAUGAAGAUGGCACAGAGAAAUUGCUGUGGGUGGAUAAAUAUAAGCCUGUAUCUCUUAAGGCAAUUAUUGGACAGCAGGGUGAGCAGAGCUGUGCCAAUAAACUGCUCCGAUGGCUCAGAAACUGGCACAAGAACACCUUGGAAGAUGGACAAGCAAAACCCAGUAAAACUGGAAGCAAAGAUGAUGGGUCAGGCUUUAAAGCAGCAUUACUUUCUGGUCCACCUGGAGUUGGUAAAACUACUACAGCUGCUUUGGUUUGUAAGGAGCUGGGGUAUAGCUACGUGGAGCUGAAUGCCAGCGACACUCGCAGCAAGAACAGUCUGAAGGAAGUGGUUGCUGAGUCACUGAACAACACCAGCAUCAAAGACUUCUGUUCUGGUGCAUCUUCAUCAGUUAGCGGGAAGCAUGUAUUGAUCAUGGAUGAAGUGGAUGGUAUGGCAGGCAAUGAAGACAGAGGAGGGAUUCAGGAGCUGAUUGCUUUGAUCCGGCACACGAAGGUUCCCAUCAUUUGCAUGUGCAACGAUCGCAACCACCCCAAGAUGCGCUCCUUGGUGCACUACUGCUUGGACCUUCGUUUUCAGAGACCUCGGCUGGAGCAGAUCAAAGGUGCCAUGAUGUCUAUUGCAUUUAAAGAAGGUUUAAAAAUUCCCCCACCUGCUAUGCAAGAGAUAAUCCUGGCAGCAAAUCAGGACAUCAGACAGGUUUUACAUAAUCUUAAUAUGUGGUGUGCAAAAGACAAAUCACUGACUUAUGAUGAGGCUAAAACAGAUGCCAGCAGAGCCAAAAAAGACAUCAAACUGGGCCCCUUUGAUGUGGUCCGGAAGGUUUUUGCUACUGGAGAAGAGGCUGCCCGUAUGUCUCUUAUAGACAAAUCAGAUCUUUUCUUCCAUGAUUAUUCACUAGCACCUCUCUUUGUCCAAGAGAACUAUGUGCAUGUGAAACCAGCUGCUGCUGGAGGUAAUUUAAAAAAGCACUUGGUGCUGUUGAGUAGAGCAGCUGAUAGUAUCUGUGAUGGUGAUAUAGUGGACAGACAGAUUCGUAGCAAGCAGAACUGGAAUCUUCUUCCAACACAGGCUAUUUAUGCAAGUGUUCUCCCAGGGGAGCUGAUGAGGGGUUACAUGUCCCAGUUUCCUGUCUUUCCCAGCUGGCUGGGGAAAUUUUCAUCCACAGGCAAACAUGAUCGUAUCAUUCAAGAACUGGCAAUGCACAUGAGUCUCAGAACUCAGACAUGUAAGAGGACAGUAAAUAUGGAAUACUUGUCGCAUUUGCGGGAUGCACUUGUCCAGCCCUUGAGAGACUUUGGAGCAGAUGGUGUACAGCAAGCUAUAACAUUUAUGGACUCCUACUGCUUGAUGAAAGAAGAUGUUGAAAAUAUCAUGGAAAUAAGCACGUGGGGAAGCAAACCCAGUCCUUUUUCAAAGCUGGAUCCCAAGGUGAAAGCAGCUUUCACACGUGCCUACAACAAAGAGGCACACCUGACUCCAUACUCACUCAGUGCUGCCAAGGCAUCCAAAAGGCAGUCAGCCUCUGCAGCGACCUUAGAGCUCAGUGAGGACUUGGCUGUGGAAGAGAUCCAGUCUGAUGAGGAUGAGCAGGACACGGUUGACAGUGAUGCAAUGAUUAAGCAAAAAAAGGUGAAGUCUUCCAAGCUGCCAAAAAGAGAGAAAAAUGAAGAAACAACAAAAAAAGAAGGGAAGAGAAAAGAGAAAACAAGGCAUUUAGAGUAAAACCUUGCUUUGGACACAGCUUUGCAUAUAUAACUUCUGCCAGAAACAUGAAAUUGAUGCAGUGCUGCUGCUGGGAAAGCAGAACCAGUGCGUUGAAAAUGCUCCUCUUAUAGAGGUGCUGUAGCUCUUGUGCUCUCACCCUGCUGUGCUUACUCCUGACAUGGUACAUGUUACAAGCUAAACUUCCUUGUGCAACGACACCAGGUGCAUGAACAUGCUGAAAAUGUCAUGCUCAGUUACCUGGCAUUUCUGCUGAGUCUUCCUAGGACUUCACUGCUUUUUUUUUUAAUAUAAAUCCCCUGACAUUACGUGGUGAAGUCUUGUAAAUAGUACAUGAUGCAAAAACUCCCAUACAUAAAUGGCUUAUUUGUACAUUACAGAAAUUAAGCAGUAUAUAAAAUUACAAUAAAAUGUUUCACAGGAUUAUUUUAAAGCUUUGGUUAAGUUCAUGGAGUGUUCUGUCCUGUUUCCCUCCUUUAUUCCACACUUUUGGUUUUCCUUUACAUACAUGAUGUGGCAUUCCUCUUUUCCUACAACUUCCUUUUUGUUCAGUUAGAGACACAGAAAAACAGUGAGGGAUUUACUUCCAAAAGUCUGUACUUGAAUAAGUUAUAUCUUUAAUCAAAACCAGAAAGGAAUAUUUAAAGAGUGAAAAAUGUUUAAUUGAAAAUAUUCAUAACAGUUCAGA
Molecule: messenger RNA, 4186 nt
Organism: Melospiza georgiana
Lineage: Eukaryota; Metazoa; Chordata; Aves; Passeriformes; Passerellidae
Gene: RFC1
Product: replication factor C subunit 1
Exons: 25
Coding region: 100-3498 (1132 amino acids)
Biological process (GO): DNA replication; DNA repair
Cellular component (GO): DNA replication factor C complex; nucleus
Molecular function (GO): DNA binding; DNA clamp unloader activity; DNA clamp loader activity
Source: RefSeq, a predicted model, not a curated record